AUGGUAGCGGCGUUCUUCGCACCCGAGUAUGUGGAGCGACGCAAGCCGUGGAUCAGAGGUAUUGUUCAGCACUAUCUGAACGAAUUCAUCAAUGCACGAAAAGGACAGAACAGCAUUGAUCUCAUUGAGCACUUUGCCCUUCGCGUUCCGUCGCACAUUAUCUAUGGUAUUCUUGGUGUUCCCCUCAAGGACGUCGACUACUUGACCCAGUGUAAUGCUACUCGUACUAAUGGUAGUGCUACCGCGAGCGCGGCUCAAGAUGCCAACGCUGAGCUUCUGGAUUAUUUCGCAAAACUCGUCGACAAGAAGAUCGAUUUACCAGGGCCAAGUAACGGCGUGAUAGGCUCGUUAGUCUCUAAUGAGCUUGCAAAUGGUCAAUUGGAUAAGAAGGAUGUUGUGCAACUCUCCUUCCUUCUCCUAGUCGCCGGGAAUCUGACCAUGACCAGCAUGAUCGCCUUGGGUGUGAUAACUUUGCUGGAGCACCCUGACCAACUCGACGCCUUGAUUGAGGAUCCGUCUCUGUCGAAACCGUUCGUCGAGGAGCUAUGCCGGUACCACACCGCGUCUUCGUUUGCUACCCGGCGUGUUGCUGAGGUUGAUAUCAAGAUCCGCGGUCAAGAGGUAAAGGCAGGCGAAAGUAUCAUCGCCUCAAAUCAAGCAGCGAACCGAGAUCCCGAUGUCUUCCGUGAUCCGAACGUGUUUGACAUGUUCCGCAAGCGAGGGUCUGAAGAGGCCAUUGGCUUUGGAUGGGGUGAUCAUAGGUGCAUCGCAGAGUCCCUCGCUCGAGCCGAGCUUGAAGCUGUUUUCUCUACUUUGUUCCAGACUCUUCCCACUUUGAAGCUCGCCAUUCCUAGUUCUGAGAUCAAGUGGUCCGCUCCCAACAAAGACAUCGGAGUAUCAGAGCUGCCAGUUACAUGGUCCUCUCCCCCUUGUGAACGUCGCCUUUCCCAACUCUGA
Molecule: messenger RNA, 957 nt
Organism: Fusarium redolens
Lineage: Eukaryota; Fungi; Ascomycota; Sordariomycetes; Hypocreales; Nectriaceae
Product: cytochrome P450
Exons: 6
Coding region: 1-957 (318 amino acids)
Molecular function (GO): iron ion binding; heme binding; monooxygenase activity
Source: RefSeq, a predicted model, not a curated record